AUGGAGUCACUGCUCAACGCGGCGGUGAGCUCCUCGAGUAAAAAUACCGACCUCUACCAGAGAUCCCACUCGUUCGCCACGACCCAGAUGGACGAAGACCCUGCGAGGUCGACCGUCCUGGCAUCUACGCCAAUCGGUCACGAAAUGGCCAUGAACUCGGACUCGCGACUGGAAACUCCUGUGGCGCAAAUCCCCAGCAUGGCGCCGCCCGACGAGGUCAGCAGAGACAACCAGCAAAACACUCUCGUGUCGCGCGCGGAUCUCCCAGGCGCCCCCUUGUCGACCGAGGAAUAUCCAACUCCAGACAAGACCGAGGAUGCUUCCCGAACUUCGCCGUCCUGCGGGUUCUCCCCCUUUUCGCCUCAGGGCAUUCAAUGUGCCAUUGAAUGGACUCCUGGAGUCAAAGACCGGCAGACUCUGCUAGCGGCAGCUCAAGAUACUACCAUGAAAGAAACUUGGAAGUCGAAUUUCUUCAGCUCUUCCUUUGGUCGCCGUGUCUGGGUGCAGCUUCCGUCGAAGGAAGAGGCGAUGACGACCGUCGAGCAGUAUUUCCGUGACUUCAACAGCAUAGUGCCACUGUUCUGCACCUCGCCAUUCAUGGCCUUGUUCGAACAACAGUACUCGUCCAAUCCCCCGGAGAGUGCGGGAUGGUGGGCCAGCCUGAGCGUUGUCAUGUCGAUUGCGUUGGGGACAAAGCCCAUUAAAGAUGGGGAUUGUGCCGCAAUUGAACAGGCCAGAGACUUUCUUCGAAACAGCCUUGCCGUGCUGACCGAGCUGUUUCUCCAAUCUAACGACCCGUGGGUUGUACCAGCGCUGAUCGGAACGGCCCUGAUCCUGCAAGGUACACCAGAUCCCCGCCCAGCAACGGCGUUACUCGCCUCGGCGAAGAGCCUGCUGGCAGAUCUUGCCACCAACCGAAGAUCCCUGUCCAAGCUUGACAGCAGUGACAUGGAGCACCAAAAUCGACUUUUUUGGAUAGCGUAUCGUCUCGACAAUGAUCUACGCAUCCGGUCGGGACUCCCUUUGUCUUCGGAACUGGAUACGCGCCAUAUUGAGCUCCCCAGUCCAAACCCGGUGGAUCAGCUCGGAAUCAUGACAUUUCCAAAUGGGCGGGGAAAUUUCAACAUCUUCAGAGCCAUGGCGGAGUUUGCAGUCAUCGAGGCAGCCGCCCACCGAGAGUUACAUUCUGCCAAGCGAUCAGAGCGCUCCGACGAGGACCUUUUGACCAUCAGCGCUGAACUGGACCUCAAGCUGGAAAAGUGGAAGGAAAGCAUUCCUCUCGAAGUUCAGCCGGAUUACGAUGUGACGUUCAAGCUCGACGACCCACGGAUCUUACAUGUGCUUGUUUUACACUUCGCUUAUCACAACUGUGUGCAAACGAUCCACCGACUUGCUUUACAGCACAGCUCCUGGGCGGCUUUACCCAACAAGCCAUCCAGUGAAGCCCGUCCUACGGGUUCGGCAGGCCAGUUGUUCCAGUCCAAUGCGAUGAUCAGUUUCGCCGCCCGAGCCUCUUUACGACUAUUGAGACACAUUCCUGAGAUGGCGUUCGGAUACGUCUGGAGGGUCCUCUUUUACCCGGCCAAUGCCUUUAUUGCGACUUUUACCGCCAUCCUGCAGAAUCCGACCGGUGCCAGGGUUUGCUCGGAUCUUGCGCUCAUGGGGUGCUUUGUGAAGUUUCUCUCGAGUCCACACAAUGAGGACAGUCCCGAGAUCAAGCGCAUCAUCAGAGUGAGCUCGGACUUUGAGCGGAUCGCCGCAAAGGUGGUGGAACGGGCCGAGAACAAGUGCGAGGCUACGUGCGCGACACCGGACUUGAAUACUAUCCAUUGGGAGGUCCAAGGUCACAGAGUGGAUGCUGUACCAAGCGCCGAACCACUCGCGUUCACCGCGGCCCAGGAAUACAUGAAUGAGCAACAUGGAGACGGAGGGUUUUUGACCAGACUCGACGGUUCCAUUCUCGUCUCGGACUUUUCCUAUCAGCCAUAUUCUAGCUUGUUGGAUGAGCCCUUUGAAAUCCCUGGACUGCAAUUCUUCCACGGCGACACUAUCACAAUCCCCCUACAAGCAAUAUGA
Messenger RNA from Cladophialophora psammophila CBS 110553, 2076 nucleotides. RefSeq lists its product as uncharacterized. Lineage: Eukaryota; Fungi; Ascomycota; Eurotiomycetes; Chaetothyriales; Herpotrichiellaceae. Gene Ontology annotation, molecular function: zinc ion binding; DNA binding. The record is from RefSeq and is a predicted model, not a curated record. Gene Ontology annotation, biological process: DNA-templated transcription. The coding region runs from base 1 to 2076 and encodes 691 amino acids. The transcript is spliced from 3 exons.